Molecule: messenger RNA, 493 nt
Organism: Staurois parvus
Lineage: Eukaryota; Metazoa; Chordata; Amphibia; Anura; Ranidae
Source: the annotation of a GenBank genome assembly
UGCAUAUGUGCACUGUGAUAAUCUCAGUGGUGUGUGUAAUAUGUAUACACUAUAUUGCCAAAAGUAUUGGGACACCCCUCCGAAUCAUUGCAUUUAAGUGUUCCAAUCACCUCCAUGGCCACAGGUGAAUAAAAUCAAGCACCUAGGCAUGCAGACUGCUUCUACAAACAUUUGUGAAAGAAUGGGUUGCUCUCAGGAUCUCAGUGAAUUUAAACUUGGUACCGUGAUAGGUUGCCACCUGUGCAAUAAGUCCAUCUGUGAAAUUUCCUUGAUACUAAAUAUUCCACGGUCAACUAUUAGUGGUAUUAUAACAAAGUGGAAACAACUGGGAACAACAGCAACUCAGCCACGAAGUGGUAGGUCACGUAAAAUGACAGAGUGGGGUCAGUGCAUCCUGAAGUGCACAGUGCACAGCAGUCGCCAAAUGUCUGCAGAGGGUUGGUUUCCAGUGAAAGGAACUCUUCAGGCAUCAGCAUACCAAGACAUUUUAGAC